AAUGACUGGAUGUCUAUCUGUGAGUCAAAACAUAAACAAACGAAUGAAUGGAUAGACUGGAGAUGCGGUCCAAUGCAGGGCUCGACUCGAGUGCCAGCGUUAGGGCCAACCAUAGGGACAACCAUAGGGUCAGCCAUAGGGACAACCAUUGCCUCCCAUUCGCCGCCUCUCUCCGGGAAUCGCUCAUCAAAUGUGUCUUCUUCUGCGAAUUCCACCCAACCUUUGGACCCAAACUCAUCUAUCAGAUCCCCGAAGACUAUGUCUCGAAGGAGAGCUUCGACUCAUUGAACGUGUAUUUGAUACCGAAGACUGAAUUGCAGGGCAAACUCAUUACAGUCAAUGCGUUGGGUCUCAAGAUCAUAGGCUUCCCGAUGGGCAUCAGUGACCCGAAGUAUGCGCGCAAUCGUCUUAUAUUCAACGCGUGUUUCGUGUGCUCCGGGUCUCUGCGAACCACUCAAUACGAGCCCAUUGUCCGCAAAAUAGCCUAUUAUUUGAUUCACUUGGAACUGGAGCUCAAGUUCCUGUCGGACGAGCGAAAGAAGUCACAGUUGCCGGAGAUUCUCAAAGAAAUCAGGGAUCAGUUGAAUGUCCACAGAGUUUGCUCUAUAGAAGUCUCGCCCUCCACUACAAUCCAUCUGAAGGUGGCGAGAGUACAGCGCGACCCCCAACAAGUGCAGGCCUAUCACGUGCCGGUCCUCCUGUUCCCCGUGACGGCCAGUCAGUGGGAUCUCACCACUCAACAGAUCCUUCCAUACAUUGAUGGCAUUCGACACAUCUAUCGGAUCGCAAUGGAAGCGGACGUUGAGAUGAGUUUAGUGAAGACCUGCGUCCAGAAUAUGAUUUAUUACGGAAUCAUUUCAUUGAUUCCUAUUUUCCAAUAUUCAAACGUCUACUUAACGACCCCUCGUUUGGUCGAAUUGGCCGAAAACGUGGCCCUUCAGGAGGAAUGCAUUCGGUUUGUGUCCAAACAGGAGUCACAACCGUUGCCUACAUUUCGUACAAUAUUCCAACUCUACUGUCAUAUGUGUCCGGGAAUGACAGUCAAAGACCUUUGUAUGAAAUUCAAUCCGUCCGCUCACGGGGUCGACGAGAAAAUGCUCAUUAAAUUCGGUUUAAUGCGAGGCUUUAUCCGAAGGUUUCAGAAAUAUCCCAUCUUUUUAGCCCCAAAACCUCAUUCGGUUGAGAAUACGAGAGGUCUCUACCGGUUCUUUGAUGGCAACCACUCCUAUGACGAGAUCUGUUGCAAAGAACUCAAGAGUUAUUACGAACUCGAGGAGAGGGUUGAGAAACACCCGGCGAUUGUUGUUUGUUGGAAAUGAUUGCAUUCAUUGCACUCUUUUUAUAACUUUAUUAUUAUAUUUGCAAUAAAAAUAUUUGAAAUA
Oppiella nova is the source of this 1382-nucleotide messenger RNA. Lineage: Eukaryota; Metazoa; Arthropoda; Arachnida; Sarcoptiformes; Oppiidae. The record is from the annotation of a GenBank genome assembly.